GGAGGCUGUGGGACUUCUGGGCAAUUUUAUAGCCUUGAUUGUCAUUUUUGCGAUCUAUGAAAAGUAUGCUGGAUGUCUGGAAGGAGGAAUGGGUGAAGAAGAUCUGGGCGCAGAAUCAGGCUUCUUGAUUUCUAAGUCGCGAAAAUUUGGGACUAAACCACGUGCCUUGGAUGAAAGCUGAGGCUUUAGGGUGGAAUGGCACCUUGAAGGUUCGGACUGAACUUGAUGAGCUGGCGAAAUUUAUGUUAAUUCCUGCGGGGAUAUUUAUACUAUUACUCCCUGUACUCCUGUGUAUAUUUACGCCCAAAUUUAUACACUCGGGAGUGGGUUAGAACAAAAUUCCUUCAUUAACCAUUCCAUCAAAAUCUGCGAGACCUUCGCCAUGGGGUCCUGCAUUGCGUCAUGGGGCGACUGGCUGAAUAAACUUUGUGCUAGUGGUGAGGAUGAAGAAGGAGGAGAAAGCAAGGAACCUUGUUGUGGGUAUUUGCUCGACACGUUUGGGGAAUGGGUGAGUCCAACGGAAGAGGGUUCUUUCAUGCGCACCCUUCUGUGUCCGGUGUUCGAAUCCGAAUCUUACAAGAAAUUAGCCCAAUGCGACAAAUUGAAGAAGCUCGCUAUGACUGUCGGCUUUCUGGGCUUUCUCAUUUGCGUGGAGUCGUUUUUUGCCAAGCCGUGGUGGGAUCAGGGAUCAGGGAAUGACACCGAAGGCGGUGUCGGUGGAGAUGACGUGGAAUCCGGAGAAGCGGAUGGAUUCCUUCCUGCUCAAGCAAAAGAAGAACUAGCAUCAGCUAUCUAUUAA
Notodromas monacha is the source of this 799-nucleotide messenger RNA. The record is from the annotation of a GenBank genome assembly. NCBI's taxonomy places the organism in Eukaryota, Metazoa, Arthropoda, Ostracoda, Podocopida, Cyprididae.